Molecule: messenger RNA, 3263 nt
Organism: Protobothrops mucrosquamatus (brown spotted pit viper)
Lineage: Eukaryota; Metazoa; Chordata; Lepidosauria; Squamata; Viperidae
Gene: CHN2
Product: chimerin 2
Exons: 11
Coding region: 43-1389 (448 amino acids)
Biological process (GO): positive regulation of GTPase activity; regulation of small GTPase mediated signal transduction; signal transduction
Molecular function (GO): GTPase activator activity
Source: RefSeq, a predicted model, not a curated record
UAUGUAAAAAUAAAUGCCGAUAUUCUUUACACUCUUCUAACUAUGAUUGCACUUUUAUGUUCAACAGUAUAUCAGUUACAACAGGAAGCACCUCGUCCCAAAAGGAUCAUUUGUCCUCAUGAGGUGGAGAACAGGCCAAAAUACUAUGGAAGAGAAUUUCACGGGAUCAUUUCUCGUGAGCAAGCUGAUGAAUUGCUUGGAGGAGUAGAGGGAGCAUAUAUUCUUAGAGAAAGUCAGCGACAACCUGGGUGCUACACUCUGGCACUUAGAUUUGGGAGUCAGACCUUAAAUUACCGUCUUUUCUAUGAUGGAAAACACUUCGUAGGGGAGAAGAGAUUUGAAUCAAUCCAUGAUUUGGUAACAGAUGGCUUAAUAACAUUGUAUAUAGAGACCAAGGCUUCUGAAUAUAUUUCCAAAAUGACGACAAAUCCUAUCUAUGAGCACAUUGGAUAUGCUACUUUGCUUAGAGAAAAAGUAUCCCGUAGACUGAGUAAAUCAAAAACUGCAUCAAAAAAGGCUGGUGUAGCAACAUGUGAAGAAAAUGCACCAGUUGAAAAGAUCACCUCCUUGGUCAGAAGAGCAGCACUGACUCAGAACGACAACCAUUUCAACUAUGAAAAAGCACACAAUUUUAAGGUCCACACAUUUCGGGGUCCACACUGGUGCGAAUACUGUGCCAAUUUCAUGUGGGGACUCAUUGCUCAGGGUGUAAGAUGUUCAGACUGUGGAUUAAAUGUACACAAGCAAUGUUCAAAGUAUGUUCCCAAUGAUUGCCAACCAGACCUUAAGAGAAUCAAGCGGGUCUAUUGCUGUGAUCUCACUACACUAGUGAAGGCCCACAAUGCACAGAGACCCAUGGUGGUGGACAUAUGCAUACGUGAAAUUGAAUCAAGAGGUUUGAAGUCAGAAGGCAUUUACAGAGUCUCAGGGUUCACUGAACAUAUUGAAGAUGUCAAAAUGGCCUUUGAUCGAGAUGGUGACAAAGCAGAUGUCUCUGCUAAUAUAUAUCCUGACAUAAAUAUUAUUGCUGGUGCACUAAAACUGUAUUUCAGAGAUUUACCAAUUCCUGUUAUCACUUAUGAUACUUACUCUAAGUUCAUAGAGGCAGCAAAAAUCUCCAAUGCUGAUGAAAGACUAGAAGCUGUUCAUGAAGUGUUAAUGUUACUUCCUGCUGCACAUUAUGAGACUCUUAGAUACCUGAUGAUUCAUCUCAAAAAGAUUACCAUGAAUGAAAAGGAAAAUUUUAUGAAUGCUGAAAAUCUGGGAAUAGUGUUUGGACCUACUUUAAUGAGACCCCCAGAAGAUAGCACUCUUGCUACACUCAACGAUAUGCGGUACCAGAAGCUAAUUGUGCAGAUACUAAUAGAAAACGAAGAUGUUCUGUUUUAGACAAGCAAAGCUAUAAAUUUAUAAUGAUCUACAGUGAAAAUUAAACUCAAAUAAAUCCUCGUGAAAAGAAUCAUGAGCAAUGUUUCAUUUUAUGUGUCUUGUAAAUGUACACUAAAAUAUUUAGUAAAAGCUAUGUUUCAACAAGUCAGAAGAACAAAAGUUUUUUUAAAAUCUUCCCUUUUCAUCUUUUACCUUGUUUCCAAUUUGUCCCUGUGUAGAAAGGUUACAGACUUCUUCUGUUAACUUAUUAAAAUAAAAGAAACUUUGUAUAUUUGUUUAGAUCAUUGAAGCAAAAAAAAAAUCUUAUUCUGGCUCAAUUUCUACUACAAUCAACUCUCUCGGCCCAGCAACUUGUAAAAGUUCAUAUGUGUAGCAAAUGUAUUUUGCUAGAUAUUUUAGUUCUCUCUUUUUUUAGAAGCUUUGAACAUAAUUAUACACAAAUAGACCAUGUCUACAUACAUACAUUUCUAUGUAGAAAUAUAUGUAGAAACAGGGACCAAUUAAUGUUCACAUAAUAUUACUUUGAAGAUAUGAAUUAAUAUCUUUAGUCAUUGCAAUACUACAGAAGAUAAUGGCAAGAUUGCAACAAAUGGUCAUCAUCAGAAUUUUGAACCAGAAUAAAUACCCAAAAAGUUUUAGUUUGUCCAAGAAUUAUCAUCAGGAUGUUCAUUAGUUUUACUUCUAUAUGGAUAUACAUUUUUUUCAUCUAAGACAUAAUUAUAUAUGUCUGAGUGAAAUAAAACAUGUAUUUAUAAAUAUAUUUUAUACUUACGUUAGCUUUAGGGAUGUCUUUUUAUUAAGCAAAAAUAUAAUUCAGUGCGGUGCAUUGAUUAUUUUCCGUAUAUUUUUCUUAAGCAUUAUUGCUAUACAGUACUAUAUUGAAACUAUUUACCACUGUUGCAGUAUUAUCCUGACAUAUUUCUUCAAUUGCAAAUGGUUUUUAAAAGAUUUUACUUCACAUCCAUCUGAACAUUUAUUGUAGAGCUGUGGCAAAUGGAAUAAUUUUUGUUUUAAUUUUACCUCCAUAAAGAAGUAUAUUGUAAAAAAAAAAUUAAAUAUUAUUGGCAGUACCAUCAACUAUGAUACUUAACAUUUGUUUCUUGAAAUGCAGUAUAGUUUUGUUUAAAAUAAGUAAUGCCAGAUUCUUGCAUAUUUCUGAACUUAGUAAAAAGUUCACACUUCAAUUUUUGUUACUUUUAAAUGCCAGAUGAGUUCAAUAUUUAUAAAAGUAAACCUGUUUUAAUUAAGCCUUUCCUCUUCAUUGUAUUUUGGCCAAUGUGUUAAUAAUGGAGAAUGAAUGAAAGAGAAGUGAUACAUUAUCAAAUUUCAUGGAAGUUUUAUUCUGUCUUUCUAGACACUGACCUGUCAAUAUAAUAAAUGCAAUUCAUUCUAAUAUUAUACAUAUUUCUCAUCAUAAGAUUUUUGUACACAUAUUUAAAACACAGGUAGAUAGUAUAGUGUAAAUCAGAAUUUUCUCUAGGAAAAACUGUUAAAUUGUACUCUUUAUUUGUAUGGAUUGCAAGUUUUGAAAGCCAAUUAUACUGUUUUCUGAAUUAUUUCAGGGAGCAUAGGUUUCUAAACAAAUAAGUGGGUAAUUUUGAUAAUGAAAGAAGAUUAAAGAUCAAACAGGGCAGGGAAACAAUGUAUAUUAAUUAUCCUUUAUCUAAAUCAACAAGGGCUAGAUAGAUAGAUCCAGGCUGCAGGCCAAAUGACAGUGGGGUAUAAUUUUGCUGGUAUAAUAGUCCUAGAAACUCUAUUAAGUUGCACAAAUUUAAAUGUUGUAGGCUAUAUACUAAAUAUUGCUAUAAAAUGGUAUGGAAAUGGUUUUAUUUUGUGAAGUGAAAUAUGCUUUGUAAUUUAUGAUACCAUAGUGU